CCUGCCUUAGUGCUGCGACUGUGCCACGAAACAGCCUGGUUGGAUUCAUCGAACCCGCCCUCCCCUCCAAGUUACAACAUGCCAUAGCUAUUUCCAUUAGUUCUUUCUCUAGACUAUAUUAUCUGCACUAAUAUGAUCCGAGGUGAAGAUUUAGGAUAGGCUGCGUGCGAGAGUGACGUUGGAUUAAUACAAGGAAAAAUAAUAUUUCGGUCCGAUGACUGGGUUAGAUACAAUGGGUGACAUAAUACAGUGGCGCGUGCGCGGGGCGCCGUGUGGGCAACCGUAUCUCUGCUGCUCUCUCUGGCUCAGCCCUGCUCCGAGGGGUUAGUUGGUUGCCAGUGGGCGCCAUGUUUUGCAGUGAAUGUGUGCUUCAACUAUUGCGAAAUAACAUUUACAAAUUUAGAAAAGGUACACCUGGAAAAGAACGGGGACAUCUACUUUUAGAUGCAUCUCAUAAUUUUCAAUGAAAUUAUAGUGUUAGAUCAAUGUGAAACAUACCAUACUCGUACAUUGACCUGCGGCUGAGUGUGUUUUAAGAACGAGGCGGUGUUUUCUUAUUUCGUUUUCUCCGGUAGUGUUUUAUUCUCCCAUAAUGCAGCCUUCGAUUUUGUGUAGUGUUCAAAGUGUUUGCUACCAGGUGCCACAUUCUUUCUGUUGGUGCAGCAAGGAGGAAGUGACUUCUGUUUAUUUGUUGCCUUUGUUCUUUCCUGUAUCGGGGGUUAAUAUCCGUGUUACAGCCAAUCCAGUUUUAAUCUCCACUCCUUCACUGUUAGGCCUACCGUUUCUUGCUUAAAAUGUUAUUCAUGUUACGAUGCAAAAUAUAUGAUAAUCAUGAAGCUACACACUCGCCGGCAACGACAGGAUAAAUCGCCUAAAAACAUUUACUGUAUACAAGACACGCUAAUUCCUAUGCCAUUUAGAAAUGAUGUAAUCAGUAUGGGCUAUAUACAUUAAUUCAAUUUGUACCUAUUACAAAAAUAGACGUUUCAAUAAAAAUUUUGGAAGAAUUAGGCCUACGUACUGGACACUGUUAUAUAUUUGUGUUGCUGCAUGUAAAGCAGGCCUACGGUGUUAUUCCACGUGAAGUGCUGGUGCUAAAAUGGUGUCAUAAUCGUUUACAUCGAUCUUAUUUGGAUAUACAUUAGUGUACUUUAAGAAGGGAUCUUGUUCUGCAGACGCAACCAUGGCCGUCAUGUCGUCAUCUACUGAACCCCAGAACCUCCUCCUGCAGCAACCCUGUUCAGCUUCAAUCUGCUCAGUUGCCAGGAACACAACAGCCUUCAUGGGACACCACAAAGAUGUCCAACGCGAGUGAGUCCGCAGGCGGGGAGAAGCCCAACUCUGGCUCGGGGUGCCGCCUGCGAGGGGGCAGCACUUCGUCGGGCAACAAUUCCGCCACGCCUCCUCACCAGAACAACAAACAACAACAGCAGCAACAACAACAACAGCAGCAGCAGCAACAACAGCAGCAGCAAGCGCCAUCAGGACAACAACAGCAGCAACAGCGCCCCAACAAGCCGUGCUGCUUUUGUUGGUGCUGCUGUUGUAGCUGCUCAUGUUUGGCGGUGGGAAACAGAGAAGAGAACAAUCCCAAGAACAAUCUCUUGGAACCCAAUGGUCCCUGCGACGGGGAACCCACGCCGACGCUGGAAGAAAUCCGAAGUUGGGGCAAAUCAUUUGACAAACUCAUGAGGAAUUCCGCUGGCAGGAAAGUGUUUCGAGACUUCCUGCGCUGUGAAUACAGUGAGGAAAAUAUUCUCUUCUGGCUUGCUUGUGAGGAGCUCAAAAAGGAGACCAAUCCAGAUGUUGUGGAAGAGAAAGCCAGAUAUAUAUAUGAGGACUACAUCUCAAUACUCUCACCCAAAGAGGUGAGUCUGGACUCAAGGGUGCGGGAGAUUGUGAAUCGCAAUAUGAUUGACCCAACACCUCAUACAUUUGAUGAGGCUCAACUCCAAAUCUACACGCUCAUGCACAGAGACUCAUAUCCUCGCUUUGUCAACUCAUCACUCUUUAAGCAGUUGGCACAACUGAACAACAAUGGUAACAAUGGUGGUGGAGGUAGUGCGGCAGGAACACCUACUGCCACGCAAACUAGUGGGCGUAAGGAGAGUAAUGCGUAAUGUCAUGGCACCACUGUGUGGACAAGGUGAGUUCUACCCUAGAAGGAAAGGAAAACCUUCCAUUCAGAAGACAGUUAUAUAUCAGCAAUGCAGAACUCUCACAGUGUUGAAGAUUCAUUCUCAAGGAUGCAUGAUGUUAGAAGCUCAAGGCAUUUUGAAGGCAAUAUUGUAUGUUAACACCAUCUGUCCCACUGUGUUUCUUUGUAUCAAAAACGCCAUAUAUCAAAAGAAUUUACAGUGAACAUACACAGUCAUUUUAGGCAGUGAACAAAGAAUACCAAGACAGGCAUAAAUGCACAGCUUGAAAGUGGAUGUGGAUGAAUUCCUGUAAACAAAACAUACAUGAAAAUAUCCCAGCAUCCUCUGAAUAUGCCUCUUCAGCCACACUCAACAAUAUGCAUUUCCAAUCAUGACGGAGACAGGAAGGUAGACUAGGUGAGCCAAUGAAAGACAGUCCUCAUAAUAUUGAGGGUCCUUUGUUGUAAUAAAAUGAAUGAGAUUCAUUCCACAAGUGCUCUUUUGGCAAUAUAACUGAUAGUAUUGAACAAAUCAUAUAGGAAGUGAACUUCCAUGCCAUUCCAAAAGAGUUGCACAAUCUCUACAGUUAUUAUAUGUUAUUAGUUAAUAAUAAUUUUAUAAGUCAGAGCUGAAUAAAAGGAUAUGUAAGUCAAUGAUUUUACAACCAACAAGAAAAUGAUAGAAACUUCAAACAUGAUAAGAAAAUCACUCAGUGCCUCAAAACAGACGAAUAAACCAUCAUAGCAUUGAUUCAGUAUUAGUACUACAUUCUCUAAAUUACACUACCCAGUAUUAUUUCAAAUUUACAACAAACUCUUAAAUUAAAGGUACUGAUGAACAACAUAUUUCAUAUUUUUACUGUACCACUUAUAUUCUGGACUUAAAUUUUUAUUCCUAUUUAUGGAGACAAUUUUGAAAGGAUAUUAAUAAAUUUAGAUUCUGGAAGUUGUCAAAUAUGUGUUUAUGACACUGAAUUGGAAUUACAUAUUUUUCUGUAAUGAUAAAUUAAAUUUUAAAAACCUCUGCUUCUUUUGCAUUUAAUUUGAUCAUUUGUAGUAUUCAUGAGUUAUUUUCUGUUAAUAUUGUUAAGGAUGAUUUACAGUUGUGUGUAAACUAUCAUACUUCCUCAAAAGAAACUAAAUCAGUUUCAGAAAUUUCUGUUGAAAAACAUUGAAGUUAACUUAGUUCCAAUCCACACAAAUGUAAGAAACAAAAAUUCCAGCAGCCAUCCUCUAACCAGUUUUGAGAAGAUACUGUGCCUGUAUCAAGAAGGGGAAAAUAGUCCAUUCAACACAAUUUGGUACGAGGGAAUGAUCAAUUUAAAAGGAAUCAGUUAUUAGUAAUUUCAGGUUAAAAUGCUUAUUAUUUAUGAUUUGUUGUGCCAAAGCUUAUUUUCAUAAAGAGUACAAUGCAAGAAGUACAAUAAUUAAGGGUAUACAUAAGCAGAAAAAUUUUGUAUUUUUCAGUGGUGGAAUAUAUUGGAACACAUUAAUUGUUGCUCCUUUAUUACUUUGUUAUAAAAUAUCUUUAUUUACGAGGAGCGUUCCAUAUAUAAUACCUCCUAUUUUUUUUAAAGAAAACUACAACAGAUACAGAAAGCAUUAUAAUGCAGUUAA
Messenger RNA from Cryptotermes secundus, 3754 nucleotides. RefSeq names its product regulator of G-protein signaling 20 (gene Dhit). The record is from RefSeq and is a predicted model, not a curated record. Lineage: Eukaryota; Metazoa; Arthropoda; Insecta; Blattodea; Kalotermitidae. The coding region runs from base 1299 to 2120 and encodes 273 amino acids. The transcript is spliced from 6 exons.